This is a messenger RNA of Penicillium lagena, 1071 nucleotides long. Its product is annotated as Alpha/Beta hydrolase protein. Gene Ontology annotation, molecular function: hydrolase activity. The transcript has 2 exons. Lineage: Eukaryota; Fungi; Ascomycota; Eurotiomycetes; Eurotiales; Aspergillaceae. The coding region runs from base 1 to 1071 and encodes 356 amino acids. The record is from RefSeq and is a predicted model, not a curated record.
AUGGACUUCUCGAAAUACGGAACGCCGAGCAAAGAAUGGCUCGAAUUUAUCGCUCACAACCCGGCUGCCGCCAAAGAAGGGUUCAGUGGCAAUGACAUUCUGGAAGCCUCGCAGCUCCGCCAGGCUGUGAAUGCCAAUCGCGAGGUUGCCUCUGAAAAAUUGAUGGCCGAGUCAGGUCUGAAAAAUCGAGUUGACAUCUCGACACUUUCAAUCCCUUCUCGUGCCAGCCACACCAUUCCAUUACGCCGAUAUUCCCCAGUCAGCCAGCAUGGACAACGACAAGAUCCACGACAGGGCUUAGUAUAUUUUCACGGCGGAGGGUUCUUAUUUGGAUCUGAGAAGUCAGAUGAUUGCCUCUGUGCCAGCAUAGCUGACUCGCUUGGCGUGGUUGUUUUGAGUGUUAUCUAUAGACACACACCAGAGUGGUCCCAUCCAGCCCCACACGAGGAUACCGAAGAUGUCAUGGCGUAUAUAGAAAGAAGUUUGCCAGAUCUAGGCAUUGAGGCAGCUAAAGGUCUAUCUAUUCUGGGCAUCUCAGCUGGUGCUGGGCUCGCCGCGGCCGCGGUACUUCGCGACCUUCGGGGGCAACGCUUGGUUCAGGGCGUCAUACUGAGCAUUCCCUGGCUUAUCCAUGUGGAUAAUUAUCCAUUCAAUCAUUUUGUCGCCUCUGAGAAAUCUGCCCAGGUGCAAUGCCGCAACGCACCAGUGAUUCCAUGGCCUCGACUGAAGAUGUUCAGUGACCUGCUUCGUGCAGAAGACUACACCGACCCGCUGCUUAAUACGGCAUUGGUGCCUGACGUGCAGCUAAGUAACUGGCCAAAAACAGCAUUUGUGGCAGCUGGAAUGGACCCGCUGAGAGAUGAUGGACUGCUAUUCUCUAGAAGACUAGAAGCACUGGGCAUUCCGACAAGUGUCUAUAUUUUUCCAGGCCUUCCCCAUGGUUUCAGAAGAUGGCAAGAUCUCCCAGCCACUAAGGUGUUUGAUGCACGGAUGCUGGAGUCUAUUCGCUGGACGCUAGGGCUGGGUGGGCAUGAAGAGAAUGAGAUCGAGGGAUGGCAUGAGUACCAGUAA